GCUGUCUUCCGACAUCAGCCUGACCGAUAGUUCAGACGAGACGCUGAGCUGUGACGGCAACGACCGGGGCGACGCCCCAGCCGCCCAGAUUGGCCACGGCAGUGCCGCUUUGGAGGACAAGGGCCGUGAAGGCAAGUUUGCAGUCCCCAUCAUCCUGGGUUCGCCCGACGACGUGGACGAGUGCUACGCCUACUACGACAAGUGCAAGGACCCGUCGCUGCAG
Prorocentrum cordatum is the source of this 223-nucleotide messenger RNA. Lineage: Eukaryota; Dinophyceae; Prorocentrales; Prorocentraceae. The record is from the annotation of a GenBank genome assembly.